Lathyrus oleraceus (garden pea) is the source of this 1800-nucleotide messenger RNA. Its product is annotated as SKP1-like protein 21. The record is from RefSeq and is a predicted model, not a curated record. The transcript has 11 exons. The coding region runs from base 362 to 1408 and encodes 348 amino acids. Lineage: Eukaryota; Viridiplantae; Streptophyta; Magnoliopsida; Fabales; Fabaceae. Gene Ontology annotation, biological process: ubiquitin-dependent protein catabolic process.
GGCGUCGUCUAACACACCCUCACCCGUUCAUUCCCCUUCGCAAAUGUUGUCAUUGAAAAUGAUUGCAGCUAUACACAAUAGAGUGUAAAAAUUUUCCAGUCACAAAAAAUUGCCAACUCUCAUUUUCUCUUUCUUCCAUUUUUUCACUCCAUCUCUCUGCACUUCAAGCUUGCUGGAAAUCUGUGUGAUAAUUAGGAGGCAAGAAAUGAUUUUCUUAGGGACAUUGUACAUUUGAGUAAUUUAAUCCUAAUUACAGAAGACCUUUGACGGGAGGACAUAAUAAGUGGUUUUUUGGAACUUAAAUUUGUAACCGAGUUCCUUGCGUCAUAAAGAAACUUUUUGCAAGUCAAAUUGUUCUCUGAUGUCAGAAACUGACAUGGCAGUUAUUAAUCCUGAGAUGAUGAAGCCUUAUGUGUGGCUUCAGACAUCCGAUGAUUCAAUCCAACAAGUGGAACAAGAGAUUGCGAUGUUUUGCCCAUUUAUAUGUCAAGAAAUAAUACAAAAAAGCAUGGGAUCUUCCAAGAAUUGUGCAAUAUGUCUUCCUCAACAAGUCAGUCCUGCAAUGUUGAGCUUAAUUCUUGAUUAUUGUCGAUUUCAUCAAGUACUAGGCCGCUCAAACAAGGAACGGAAGUCUUAUGAUGAGAAAUUUGUCAGGAUAGACACAGAACGGCUCUGUGAGUUGACGUCUGCUGCAGACAGCCUUCAGUUAAAGCCAUUGGUUGAUCUCACCAGUCGUGCACUAGCUCGAAUAAUCGAAGGAAGAUCACCGGAGGAGAUACGCGACAUAUUUCAUUUGCCUGAUGAUCUUACAGAGGAAGAGAAAUUGGAGCCAUUGAGAAACAUUACUGACGAUCCAAGGAUCAGGCUUUUGAAUCGCUUGUAUGCCAAGAAGAGGAAAGAACUUAAAGAGCGUGAAAGGAUAAAGAAUGUUGAAGUUGAAGAAGAGCAUGUAGAUGAACGAUCAGUUGAUGACCUUUUAUCUUUCAUUAAUGGAAAUGACGGAGAUCCGAAGGGGAUUAAAACUUCUAAAAAUAAAAAGAAGAAUCGAAGGAAAAAAGACCAACAGAAGAAUUCUUCUUUGAAGGAAGCAUCUGUACCAGAUAAGAAGGAGGAGGUAAACGGUCAUAAUAUCAGACACCAUAGUUUGGAAGCUGAUAGACCGUGUGAGACCUCAAAUUCACACCAUACAGACGAUGAUCCUAUGGUUGAGUUUGAUGACGAUGAUACAGAUGAUGAGAUUGAUCCGGUAUUAAAGGCAAAAAUUGACAGGGAAGUGGAAGAUUUUGCCCGCCGAUUAAAUUCCGACUGGCCAGAGAGAAUAAAAGACUUUUUGUCGUCAACACAAGAAAGGAAAACAAUGCUUUUAACUACCACCAAUGGGAACGGUUGUCUAAGGCGACAUGCUUGACUGGACUUUCAGAAUGGAAAUGAAUCUUCCCCAGAUGGCCAUUGGCUUCAAAAUUUUGAGAGAUUCUGGCAAGCACAAGAAAAUUGUUGCAUGUCAGUUGUUUUUAUUUUUUGUUUUAGGGUAAUUUUAAUGAGUAACCGUAGGAUGCUUAUUAAGGCUUAAAAAUAAAAAAUAAAAAACAGCUCCUCAGGUUUUUCUUUCUCCGGAUAUUGUGAAAUAGUUUAUUUUUGUUAUUCUUUAAACAAAUGUCCUAGAAAUCUUCUGUUAGCAGUUCAUUUUUAUGUAUAUGGAAUUCUGUUUUUUUCCUUUCCCCUUUCCUCUGCAUUUGAACAAUAAAUAGGAGUUUCAAUGUAAAAGUUGGAGUUGUGAUCAUGAAUGUGGAAUUUAUUUUA